AUGGCAGGGCUGGCCGUCCUCUUCGCCCUAAACGCUUCCACGCCAGUGGUCAAGUCUGCGGGCGGGAAGAUGUGCUUCCUCAUGCUGGGCUCUCUGGCCUGCGCCUGCAGCAGCCUCUUCUGCUACUUCGGGGAGCCCGCCUGGCACACAUGCCUGCUGCGGCUCCCCCUCUUUGCCAUCAGCUUCACCGUCUUCCUCUCGUGCAUGGCAACACGCUCCUUCCAGAUCAUCUGCAUCUUCAAGCUGAACGCGCGCUGGCCGGCCCUCUACGAGGCCUGGCUGCGGCGCAGGGGGCCGGUGCUCUUCAUCUCCGCCAGCUCGGUGGCUCAGGCCAUGCUGUGCCUGGCCGCGGAGGCCACCAGCCCCACGGCGCCGCAGAGGGACUACGGCGCGUCGGCUGAGCGGGUGGUGCUGGAGUGUGCCCCGAGCACGGCGGCGGGCAGGACCGCCGCCAUCGCCUACACCGUGCUGCUCAGCACUUGCUGCUUCGCCCUCAGCUACGCGGGCAAGGACCUGCCCGCCAGCUACAACGAGGCCAAGUGCCUCACCUGCAGCCUGCUCCUGCACCUCGCCUGCUCCGCCGCCGUCUUCUGCACGCAGGGCGUGUUCCGCGGCCGGAGCGAGGCGGUAGUGCGGGUGCUCGGCGGCCUCUGCACGCUGGCCGCGCUGCUGGGCGGCUACUUCCUCCCGAAGGCCUUCGUCCUCCUGCUGCGGCCGCGCCUCAACACGGUGCUCUCUGUUCCUGCUCUCCCCAGGAAGCACACUGGAGAGAAGCCCUUUGAGUGUUCCAAAUGCGGCAAGUGUUAUUUUAGAAAAGAGAAUCUCCUGGAACAUGAAGCCAGAAAUUGCAUGAACCGAUCGGAGCAGGUUUUCACGUGUUCGGUCUGCCAGGAGGUGUUCAAGAGGCGGAUGGAGCUGCGGCUGCACAUGGUGUCACACACGGGGGAGAUGCCGUACAAGUGCUCCUCCUGCGCCCAGCAGUUCAUGCAGAAGAAGGACCUGCAGAGCCACAUGAUCAAGCUGCACGGCGCGCCCAAGCCCCACGCGUGCUCGACCUGCUCCAAGUGCUUUCUGUCUCGGACAGAGCUGCGCCUGCACGAGGCCUUCAAGCACCGGGGAGAGAAGCUGUUUGUCUGCGAGGAGUGUGGGCACAGGGCCUCGAGUCGCAACGGCCUGCAGAUGCACAUCAAGGCCAAGCACAGGAACGAGCGGCCCUAUGUCUGCGAGUUCUGCCACCACGCCUUCACGCAGAAAGCCAACCUCAACAUGCACCUGCGCACGCACACCGGCGAGAAGCCCUUCCAGUGCCACCUCUGCGGCAAGACCUUCAGGACACAAGGUACCCCCGGGCGCGCGGCUGGGGCUGGCAGCCGCGGCAACACCCGCCCUCUCCUGCCCGUUCCCCCCCGGAGCAAAGCCCCGCUCGGGAGCACACGCCACGUCCGCCGGCACAAGGGCGUCAGGAAAUUCGAGUGCACCGAGUGCGGGUACAAGUUCACGCGGCAGGCUCACCUGAGGCGCCACAUGGAGAUUCACGACCGCGUGGAGAACUACAACCCCCGGCAGCGGAAGCUGCGGAACCUGGUCAUCGAGGACGAGAAGGCCGUGGUGGUGGCGCUGCAGCCGCCCCCGCCGCUCGAGGUGGGCUCGGCCGAGGUGAUCGUGGAGUCGCUGGCCCGCGGGCCCCUGCCCGAGGAGCUCCCUGUGCAGAGACUCUGCUCCAACGAGAAUUUCUCCCCGGCGGACGUGAUCGAGCAGUCGCUGAUCAUAACGACGACAAUUCCCGAGGACUGUGAGGCGUAACGCGGGCGCCUGACCACCGCAAAGCCUCGGGCUGGAGCCCCCACCCCUUCCCCGCCAAGGUCCCACCACGGCUGCAGGGAAACGAAGCCCUAACGAGGGUCUAAUCGGGUCUCAAAUGAAGAAACAAACACGAAGCCACUCCCAACAGCUACUGAAAUAAAGGUACGUGUCCCGCACGAGGUGGGGUGUGACCGAGGACUCCGGGUGUGUAAUACUGUGAAUUUUGAACGAGCUCUCGUGUGCGGCUGGAGGAACAGCCGGCAGCUCUGCCGUGGGUCUGGGAGCUCGGGAUUAAAGCUUACCUUGCCAGGACAGCGUGGCUCUGCCCCUUUUUUUCAACGCCUCCUCUGUUACAUUUGUGCCUUAUUUCUACUUUGGUGCGUCAGGCUUCUGUUAACUGCGGUUUCUUUACUGCUGGAGGCGGGGCGGGACCUGCGUCCUCUCUCCACGGGGAUCAUUUAGCUCUUCCUUAACUUGAAAAGCAUCACCCGAACGGUGCCGCAGCUCCGCAUUGUGGGGAUUUCCGUGUCCGACA
Messenger RNA from Athene cunicularia (burrowing owl), 2338 nucleotides. It is a transcript of the gene ZBTB48, whose product is annotated as zinc finger and BTB domain containing 48. NCBI's taxonomy places the organism in Eukaryota, Metazoa, Chordata, Aves, Strigiformes, Strigidae. Gene Ontology annotation, cellular component: membrane. Gene Ontology annotation, biological process: G protein-coupled receptor signaling pathway; regulation of transcription by RNA polymerase II. The record is from RefSeq and is a predicted model, not a curated record. The transcript has 8 exons. Gene Ontology annotation, molecular function: RNA polymerase II cis-regulatory region sequence-specific DNA binding; DNA-binding transcription factor activity; G protein-coupled receptor activity. The coding region runs from base 1 to 1803 and encodes 600 amino acids.